Adineta steineri is the source of this 1908-nucleotide messenger RNA. Lineage: Eukaryota; Metazoa; Rotifera; Eurotatoria; Adinetida; Adinetidae. The record is from the annotation of a GenBank genome assembly.
AUGGCUACAGCUAUUGGUAUUGAUUUAGGUACAACCUAUUCAUGUGUUGGUAUUUUUCAACACGGAAAAGUAGAAAUUAUUGCAAACGAUCAAGGAAAUCGAACAACACCAUCAUAUGUUGCAUUUACCGAUAGUGAACGUUUAAUUGGUGACGCAGCUAAAAAUCAAGGAGCAAUUAAUCCAAAUAAUACAAUCUUUGAUGCUAAACGACUUAUUGGUCGUAAAUUUGAUGAUGCCACUGUACAAUCCGAUAUGAAACAUUGGCCAUUUAAAGUUAUUAACGAUAAUAGUAAACCAAGAAUUCAAGUUGAAUAUAAAAAUGAAACAAAAUCAUUUACACCUGAGGAAAUUUCAUCAAUGGUAUUAAUAAAAAUGAAAGAAACAGCUGAAGCUUAUCUUGGUAAAAAAAUUUCAAAAGCUGUUGUUACCGUUCCAGCUUAUUUUAAUGAUGCUCAAAGAAAAGCAACAAAAGAUGCUGGUAUGAUUGCUGGUCUUGAUGUUCUACGUAUUAUUAAUGAACCAACAGCAGCAGCCAUUGCUUAUGGUUUAGAUAAACAAAUUCAAACGGAAAAAAAUGUUCUUAUAUUUGAUUUGGGUGGUGGUACAUUUGAUGUGUCCGUAUUAGUUAUUGAUCAAGGUAUAUUUGAGGUUAAAUCAACAGCUGGUGAUACACAUUUAGGUGGCGAAGAUUUUGAUAAUCGAAUGGUUACACAUUUUGUUGAAGAAUUUAAACGAAAAGCUGGUAAAGAUAUAUCAAAAAAUAAUCGUGCACUUCGUCGAUUACGUACUGCAUGUGAACGAGCAAAACGUACAUUAUCAACACAAUCACAAGCAUCAAUUGAAAUUGAUUCUCUUCAUGAAGGUGUUGAUUUUAAUUCAUCAAUAACACGUGCUCGAUUUGAAGAAUUAUGUAGCGAUCUUUUUCGUUCAACACUUGAACCAGUUGAAAAAGCUUUACGUGACGCUAAAAUGGAUAAAUCAAGUAUUCAUGAAAUUGUACUUGUUGGUGGUUCAAUUCGUAUUCCAAAAAUACAAAAAUUACUUCAAGACUUUUUCAAUGGAAAAGAAUUAAAUCGAUCAAUUAAUCCCGAUGAAGCUGUUGCUUAUGGUGCUGCCGUUCAAGCAGCUAUUUUAACCGGUGAUAAAUCAGAUGAAGUUAAAGAUGUACUUUUACUUGAUGUUGCACCGCUUUCAUUGGGUAUUGAAACAGCUGGUGGUGUCAUGACAGCCUUAAUUAAACGUAAUACAACUGUUCCAACAAAACAAACACAAACAUUUACAACCUAUUCAGAUAAUCAACCUGGUGUUGAUAUUAAGGUCUAUGAAGGUGAACGUUCAAUGACACGAGAUAAUCAUUUAUUAGGUAAUUUUGAACUUUCUGGUAUUCCACCCGCUCCACGUGGUGUACCACAAAUUGAAGUUACAUUUGAUGUUGAUGCUAAUGGUAUCUUAAAUGUAUCUGCUAUUGAGAAAUCAAGUGGGCGAGAAAAGAAAAUAACAAUCAGUAAUAAAGAACGAUUAUCAAAUACUGAUAUCGAAAAAAUGAUUGCUGAUGCUGAAAAAUUUAAACAAGAAGAUGAAAAACAACGUGAACGUAUAACAGCAAGAAAUUCACUUGAAUCCUAUUGUUUUAAUAUCAAAACAAGUGUUAAUGAUGAACAAAUUUCAUCAAAAUUAUCAGCUGAUGAUAAAACAAAAUUAAAUGACAUAACUCAAUCAGCAAUUCAAUGGAUGGAUUCAAAUCAAUUAGCUGAAAAAGAAGAAUACGAACAUAAACUUAAAGAAGUCGAACAAGUUUGUUCACCAAUCAUGACUAAACUUCAUUCAGGUCAGAGUGGUGGUAUGCCAAAUGGUAAUACUCAGUCAAACUCAAAUAGUAAAGGACCAACUAUCGAAGAAGUUGAUUAA